UAAACCAUGGCAAAUAACUAUUUCCACGUUAGCGUUUUUCUUGUUGUUAUUUAGACGUUUAUUAACACCAUGGAAUUCAAAAUAUGACUAAUUUAACUGCACAGUAUCACAUACUUACCCCAUGUAAUCUUUAAUUUGCGUUGGAGACAGGACUUGGUUGAUAGCUAGUAUAUAGGUGACGCUAGCUAGCUGCUAAGGUUAGUUAUGGCUAACUGUAUGGUUUUCCACACUCAAAUAGCCUCCAUCAUGGAGGUGCUAGCGAAUGCAGCCGUGGCAGAGAUCUGUAAACUUGUAGACGACGACUAUGCAGUGUUUCGUUUGGAAAUAACUCAAAGCCAGAAAGAAAACAGGGCAUUACGGAGGAAAUUACAGCUACAAGAACUGAAGGUAGCACGGGAGCGCGUCCUCGCCAGUCGUCCCAGUAGUGUCAAGAUCCUCGACAAAUACAGAGGAAUGGCAAGAGGUGAAGGAAAUCUCACUGGAGGCCACAGAAGCUUUGUAAAGCCAGCAGGACACAAUACAUGGAGACAUGACCAACCAAUCAUUGUUGAUGAGGGAAGUGGAACCUCAACCCAGCACGUUAUUGUGAUAGAGUCUGCAGAUACAGAGGCUGCAGGUCCUGGAGUCAAGCAGGAGAGGUCUGAAGGAGAGAAGGAUCCACAACACAGCAGCAACAUCCAGACUGGAGCGCCCCAUGUAGUCACGGAGGACCCCACCACCCCAGCGCAGCCCAGGGACAUCAGUAGAACGCCGAACGCCGUCCUCAAGUCUGAGACAGAGACUUUAAUGAGGCUGAGGAGACUGGGCUGUCCUCCUACUCCCCGCUCAGAGUAUUUACUUUACGGUAACCCGAGCCAUAGGACGGUUCUGUCCCAUCGGGAUUCAGGUGACGCGUCACAGACUGGCAAUGAUCCGACCUGUUCAUACGCUACAGAGACAGAGAUGAUACCUGGUGACGUGCCUGUGGGCUUAGAUACUAAUCCAAUAAGAGGGGACUGGAACCAGUACAGUAGUAGUGUAUACUCUGAAGGGUUCCUAGAUAAGAAAGGGGAUGGUCUGGUUGUAGAUGAGGUGACUGUGAAAGAGGAGGGUGACGAUCCUCUGACAUGGAAUGCAGACCAGACUCACUUAGGAGAAGGACAGUUGCAGAGCAACACUAGUGACUUUUUAGACUACAGGGAAAGCUUAGAGCCAAAUCCAAAUAUCGCAACCCACUCCCCUUUACACGCGCUCAGGGAUCGCGACCCAGUGUCCACGUCGAUGGCACCUUUCGAUUCACACGGCCGCAUCCUUUUCGAUCAGGUAUUGAACUCAAACGACAAGGCUAGAGUCCAGGCUGGGGAAGGGGGAGCAACAUCAGGCGGUACUAAAGAGAAACGGUUCUUCUGCAUGUUCUGUAAUAAAGGCUUCAACUGCCCUCAGAAGGUGGAGAUCCACCAGAGGGUCCACGUAGGGGUGAAACCCUUCAGCUGUAGCCAGUGUCAAAUGCGCUUCUCCCAGGCUUGGAACCUGAAGAUCCACCAGAGGGUCCACACAGGGGAGAAACCCUACAGCUGUAGCCAGUGUCACAUGAGCUUUGCCCAGACUUGCAACCUGAAGAGGCACCAGAGGGUCCACACAGGGGAGAAACCCUACAGCUGCCCCCAGUGUGAGAAGAGGUUCUCCCACCAGCACCAGCUGAAGAUGCACCUAAAGGUCCACACGGGAGAGAGGGCCCAGUAUUACCCCCAGACUAGCGGUCACGAGUCAUGACCUCAGUUUAAUUCCACGUGACUCACGGUAACUAGGCUACUCCAAAACUGCCCUCUGUAAAUUAAUGGCUCUGAUGGGCGUUAGAAGCCUGCCAAACUUGCUAACGGCCAUCAAUUUGCUAAUAGCCUGAUACUCAGCGCUCUAGUUAAAAUGAUAAAGUGUUGCAUUCUGAAAACACAGGUGUAUUGACCAUGACAUUCAAUUUCAAGUUCCACAUUUUUUAUUUAAAUAGACUCGCUGCUAUUAUCCGAAACGUCUCAUCCAUCCUCCAAACCACACUCUCUCUCUCUGGGCUCUGAGUGAAUGGGAGAGGAGAGUAAAAUGCAUUGUGAUUGCAACAUUUCAAAUUGCAAUUGCGGAACAAUUACAGUUUUAAAAGCAAAUAGGCCUACUGUUGUGACUGUUGGAGAGAGGAGGGUCUCAGCUUUCUGUAGGUAUUACAUUUAUUUCUCAACUCUCAAUAUGGACCGCUGGAGCACCGUUUUUUAACCAAAGUAUCUGGUAGGCUAUGGCUUUGAGAAAUAGCUUAUACGGAACGGUGCGCAGGAAGCGCACCUCUGCCAUUUGCAGUGAUUGCGUAAGCCUAUAGACAUCAUUGGGUAUGCUGCAAAGUUUAAGACAUUACAUUAAUCAAUUACACAGCUAACUAGCGGCAUAUUAUAUUUAGCAGUCUAGCUAAUGCAUAAUAGGGGGAAUUCUGACCAGAGUUAAGCGCGCGUAAAUGGAACGCAAUUCCCUUAAGUUUGAGAAUAGUAUCUAGAUCUAUUUGACCUAAUAAUCGCUGGAGACAAAUGUGAAACCAGUCAUAUGGCAGUACUGAAGCAUAUCUACAUAUCACUUUUCCCACAGAAAAGUUUAUGAAAUGUUGUGCCAUUAUGCAGAAUUUAAAUUGUACAGCCUUUUAACUUUCAGAGAGGGGCACACUCUAAUGUCUUAAUUAUUGGCUACCCUGACCUUCUGUUUCCUAUUUCUAUCAUGUUAAAUAUUAGCCACUAUCAGUAUCAACCGUCAGUAGGCCUAAUAACCACGCAUAUUCAACUGCCAAUUCACUGUUAGUUCCCUUCAGUUGGUAUAGCCUACAUAGUCAUUACAUCGUUUCGUUUACCUUCAUUUGCUUCCUCUGUAAACACUGCCACGGCCGUGUGCUUGUUGCUGAGGAUCAUUAGUAACAGUUGAUAAUGUACAUUUUUUUUUUAGGCUAAUUAAGUUAAUUAAAGCACUGUUUUCUUACAUUUGUGUGGUAAGGCUCUCCAAAAAAAAUUCCACGAGUGCCUAGGGUUCAUGAAAAUGUAGCCUACCUAAAAAUAGCUCUGUCGUUAUUCAAAAUGUUAAUUGUAGGCCUAUGUCCUCAUAGUUUUUUUGGGUGGGGGGGUGAAAUUUGGAGAGCCAAGCUAUAGGCUUCUGAGCGCUGAACCUACCAAGUUGAUUUAUGCGCUAUAGAAUGUUUUAAUUUUAUGCCCAGGCUUUUCUCUGUUUAUUUUUUAUUUUUACAGUUUAUAAUGUUAAAUAUUAUCCAUUAAAUCGGGAGCCACUGCCAGUAAUACCCACAUUAAUUUGUAACUGUCACUUUAGUGUUAGUUUCUUUCAAUUUGUAGCCUACAUUUCACAUCCUUCCAUUGCCAUUCUAUUUACCUUUCUUUCCUCUGUCACGUCCUUGUAAAUUGUUCCAGAGAGUCGCUAGCAUUAGUGGCUCAUAUUAGGCUUACGUUCUGCAAUAAUUUGGGAGAUGUAGCCUAUUUAAAUCAUUAUGGAACUCAGACCACACUUAGCAGUUUAAACCUGGAGCCUGGUGCACCGUUCAUGAUUACUGGACCAGUCAUUAGGCUACAAUUCCAUGAUUAGUGAGGGAUAAUGUAUUUAUAGGAAUGUUCUUGAACCCCUAUUGUACAAUUUUCUCACCUUCCAAUAUCUCAUAGUUUGAACUUGAAUAUGGCAACUUUCAGGAUCAAUAUUUUGCGUGUAAAGGCUCUCCAAACCUGUUUUUUGUGAUUCAUAAAUACUUUCCUUACCCUAAAUAAUCUACAAGAUCAGAGUAUUUUUUAAAUCUACAAAUUGGUGCUG
Salvelinus namaycush (lake trout) is the source of this 3813-nucleotide messenger RNA. RefSeq names its product zinc finger protein 583-like. NCBI's taxonomy places the organism in Eukaryota, Metazoa, Chordata, Actinopteri, Salmoniformes, Salmonidae. The transcript has 3 exons. Gene Ontology annotation, molecular function: DNA-binding transcription factor activity; RNA polymerase II cis-regulatory region sequence-specific DNA binding. The coding region runs from base 205 to 1752 and encodes 515 amino acids. The record is from RefSeq and is a predicted model, not a curated record. Gene Ontology annotation, biological process: regulation of transcription by RNA polymerase II.